This is a messenger RNA of Mesitornis unicolor (brown roatelo), 2790 nucleotides long. RefSeq names its product erythroid differentiation regulatory factor 1 (gene EDRF1). The transcript is spliced from 18 exons. Lineage: Eukaryota; Metazoa; Chordata; Aves; Mesitornithiformes; Mesitornithidae. Gene Ontology annotation, biological process: positive regulation of DNA-templated transcription. The record is from RefSeq and is a predicted model, not a curated record. The annotation marks the transcript as partial.
ACAGGGGACUGGACGUGGCUGAAAGAGUUUUAUCAAAGGCUGAUUGAUCAGAAGUGGCAACGCAAGAAGAAGAGUAAAGAACAUUGGUACCAGAAGGCUAUACUUUCUAAAUUUUUGUAUUACAGCAUUAAUGGUGAUGGAGCUGCUCAGCCUGUUCCUUCCACUUCAAAACAGCACCAGGAGGGUCCUGUUUCAGGUGAGAGUGAUGAAGCAGGAAGGGCCUCCUGGCCAGCUCCUUUUGAAAUGCCUUCUUCCUUAUCUGAAGAACCAGGUGCCUCUAACCAGGGAAGUGUGCCUCUUGAACCCUCAUAUAUAGUGGGGCAUGUGGCCUCAGCCCCCAAAGAACAAAACCUGACUACUUUGUUCAAUGACGGGGAAAACAGUCAGGGACUUAAAAAUGACUUUGUUCGUAAUAUCUUGUGGACCUUUGAGGACAUCCACAUGUUAGUAGGAUCAAAUAUGCCUAUAUUUGGAGGUGGGAGAUACCCUGCCGUGAGCUUGCGUCUCAGGGAUAACAACAAACCAAUAAAUGUGCUAACAGGAAUUGACUAUUGGUUGGAUAACUUGAUAUGCAAUGUGCCAGAGCUUGUGAUGUGCUUUCACGUUAAUGGAAUUGUUCAGAAAUACGAAAUGAUCAAGACUGAAGAUAUUCCCAAUUUGGAAAACUCUAAUUUUUCUACCAAAGUGAUAAAAGAUAUUGCUCAAAAUAUUUUAUCUUUUCUGAAGUCAAAUUGCACCAAAGAAGGACAUACGUACUGGCUAUUUAAGGCAAGUGGGAGUGACAUAGUAAAGCUCUAUGACCUGACCACCCUUUGUGAAGAGACAGAAGACAAAUACCAAAACCCUUUUACAAUGCCGGUGGCAAUUCUUCUAUACAAAGUUGCUUGCAAUAUGAUGCUGAAGAAAAACCAGAACAAGAAACACUAUGGCACUAUCAGAACAUUACUGCUCAAUUGUCUUAAGUUGCUGGACAAUGGCAGACAUCCUCAAAUUAUUGCUUCAGCAAACUACAUGUUAUCAGAGCUUUUUCAGUUGGAUGAACCUAAAAAAGAAGACAGUACAGACUUCCCUAUAAAUGGAAAUUCUGAUGAAAGUUAUAGCGAGGAAGAGGAAGAAAUGCCAGACAGUGAUGAAAAUGGUUCUUACAGUAACAGUUCUGAUCCGCCAGAUGACAAUAAAGCAGUGGCUAUAAUCAAAUCUGUUGGAGAGUUAUCAGUACCAGAAAAGUACAAGUCUGUUCAUCGAAUACGUCCCAGCUGUGCUUUUCCUGUCUGCCAUGGCACUGAGGAGCGCUGCAGGCUUGUGCUUAACUAUGUCCUGGAGGGCUUGAAGUCUGUUGACAGCAGUGUUAAAAAAGAGAGUGACCUUCCUGCAGCUGACCCUAGCACACCAAUCCCAUUGAAAUAUGAAGAUGAAUCCACCAGUAGUGGUCCCGAGUGUCUGGAAAAACAGAUGGCGUUAUUUUUGGACAAAAUGGGCUCAUUUCAGAAGGGUAAGCAUUCCAGUCAGUCAGGAAUGAUUCCUGGAUCGUGGCAAUAUAAAAUGAAACUCCAGCUAAUUUUGAAAUCAUCAAAGGCGUAUUAUGUCCUAUCUGAUGCUGCUAUGAUUCUACAGAAAUACGGGAGAGCAUUACGAUACAUCAAGCUGGCUUUACAGUGCCAUGAUACGUACUGUUGUCUCUGUGCCAGCAUGCUUCCCGAAGUGUUGGUGUUCCUUUGUCAGUGUCUAACCCUUUGUGGAGAUAUCCAGUUAAUGCUUGCUCAGAAUGCAAACAACAGAGCAGCAUAUCUUGAAGAAUACAAUUACCAGACCAAAGAAGAUCAGGAAAUCCUACACAGUCUUCACAGAGAAUCCAGAUGCCAAGUGUUUGCCUGGGCCACAGACUUGUCUACAGACCUGGAAUGCCAACUUUCUGUCAGCUGUAAAUGUUACGAAGCAGCCUAUGAAAUUUUACUUUUUAGUAAUUUAAAAAACCAAAAUCCAGAGCAGCGGAUCCAGGUACUAAAGAGGAUGGGGAAUAUCAGGAACGAGAUUGGAGUCUUCUACAUGAACCAGGCUGCUGCAGUGCAGACUGAGAGAGUGGUGAGUAAAAACGUAUCGACGACAGAGCAGCAACUCUGGAAGAAAAGCUUCUCGUGCUUUGAAGAAGGAAUUCAGAAUUUUGAGUCAAUUGAUGAUGCAACCAAUGCUGCUCUUCUGCUCUGCAACACGGGAAGACUGAUGCGAAUUUGUGCUCAAGCGCAUUGUGCAGCUGGAGGGGACUUCAAAAGAGAGUUUUCCCCAGAAGAGGCCCUUUAUUACAAUAAGGCUAUUGACUACUACCUGAAGGCGUUACGAUCGCUGGGUAAGAGGGAUGUGCACCCAGCAGUUUGGGAUUCUGUGAACUGGGAGCUGUCUACCACGUAUUUCACUAUGGCAACUCUGCAGCAGGAUUACGCUCCGCUGUCUCGAAAGGCUCAGGAACAGAUAGAGAAGGAAGUGAGUGAAGCCAUGAUGAAGUCCUUGAAGUACUGUGAUGUUGAUACAGUGUCGGCACGGCAGCCUCUCUGCCAGUACCGGGCUGCAACCAUCCACCACCGCCUGGCCUCGAUGUACCACAGCUGCCUGAGAAACCAGGUUGGUGAUGAACAUUUGAGGAAGCAGCACCGAGUACUUGCUGAUCUCCAUUACAGUAAAGCUGUGCGACUCUUCCAGCUCUUGAAGGAUGCACCCUGUGAGUUCCUUCGUGUGCAGCUGGAAAGAGAGGCAUUUGCAGAAUUCCAGAUGGCGAGUAAGUCUGCUCUGUCUUAG